This is a messenger RNA of Ylistrum balloti, 2670 nucleotides long. Its product is annotated as hemocyte protein-glutamine gamma-glutamyltransferase-like. The transcript is spliced from 15 exons. Bases 1 to 2235 code for a protein of 744 amino acids. NCBI's taxonomy places the organism in Eukaryota, Metazoa, Mollusca, Bivalvia, Pectinida, Pectinidae. The record is from RefSeq and is a predicted model, not a curated record. Gene Ontology annotation, biological process: peptide cross-linking. Gene Ontology annotation, molecular function: protein-glutamine gamma-glutamyltransferase activity.
AUGGGUGGUUAUCUCUCACUCCUAGGUCCAUCUGAGGAUGUACCAAAUCAAGGACGAUUCAAUAAACCACCGGUCCCAACAGAACCAGAAACUACAGAGGACAUAAAAGACAUUUUACAUGUGACAGGAGUAAAUUUUAAUUUACAUGAUGAUUGUAAGGCUCAUCACACCUGGAAGUUUACAAAAGAACAGGUGGAUAAGUGUUGUACCAUCAUCGUCCGCAGAGGUCAACCGUUUCAAAUUAUUCUCAAUUGUGACCAGCCCUUUGAUCAAGAACACCAUGAACUGAAGCUGAUCUUUGAGACAGGUGACAAUCCUCUGCCAACCAAAGGAACACAAGUAGAGUUGAUCUUGUCAGAUGUUGAUCAAGAGGCUCAAUGGGGAGCCAAGAUUCUGGAGCAAAAGGACAUGACCUUGACAUUGGAGGUCAUAACUCCACCCUGCUGUAUCAUUGGCCGAUGGAGCCUCAAAGUCCGAACACUGAAGAAGGCAAACCUGCAGCCAUCUCACAACAGCUUCAAUUUCCCCCAGCCUAUAUACAUCCUGUUUAACCCCUGGUGUAAAGCGGAUCAGGUAUAUCUCCAUGAUGAUGGACUGCUGCAGGAAUAUGUCCUAAAUGACACAGGGAAGAUCUUCAAGGGAGACAAGAAAAACAUUUAUGGGAAACCAUGGAACUUUGGCCAGUUUGCUGACCCUGUGUUGGACUGUGUCCUUGACCUUCUAAACAAACUCCGAGUAUCCGAUAGAGGUGACCCUGUCAAAGUUGUGCGCACACUCUCGGCUUUGGUAAACUCAUCAGACGAGAAUGGUAUUCUACUUGGUAACUGGUCAGGUCACUACAAGGGAGGUAAAAGCCCAAAUUCCUGGACAGGAAGUAAGGCCAUCUUAGAAGAGUAUCACAGGACAAAAUCACCGGUCAAGUAUGGUCAGUGCUGGGUUUUCUCUGGAGUAAUGACCACUUGUUGCCGAGCCCUUGGCAUACCCACACGCAGUGUUACCAACUUCAGCUCAGCCCAUGACACAGAUACAUCUGUAACCAUUGACUACCACUUAAAUGCAGAGGGUGAAUUUUUGGAUGACAAGAAUCAUGAUUCUAUUUGGAACUUCCAUGUGUGGAAUGAUGUGUGGAUGGCACGUCCUGAUCGCAAAGACCAGGAUUAUGGAGGCUGGCAAGCUUGUGAUGCUACUCCACAGGAAGCCAGUGAUGGACUGUACUGUUGUGGACCCUGCCCUCUUAUGGCCAUCAAGAAUGGGGACAUCACUAUGAAUUAUGAUGGAAGCUUCAUUUUUUCGGAGGUGAAUGCAGAUGUCGUAUAUUGGCAGGUUGAAGAAGGAAAGCCAUUGAAGAAGUUGAAAGUUAAGACCGAGAGUGUUGGCAAGUACAUCAGCACAUUCAAGCCUCAGUGUUUGGUUGAGAAAGAUACUUUCUCAUAUGCAAACCUCUUGUCACCCUGUAUUGACAAACGGUGGCAGGAUAUCACCUCAGAAUACAAAUAUGAUGAAGGCUGGGGAGCCGAGAGAGCUGCUGUGAUGAUGGCCAAUAUGACUGGUACGAGGAAACGCUUGUAUGACCAACCUGUGGAGGAGAGUCAGGAUGUUGUUGUGAAGGUAGUAGACAAGAAGCAGGUCAAUUAUGGAGAUGACUUUGAAGUUGAGUUUGAAUUUGAGAAUAAAUCCAAGGAGGAUCGUACUGUGAGUGGGAACUGGAGUUUAGGAAGUUUCUUCUCAACUGGGGUAUUCGCUUACAAGAUCGUCAGUAAAAAACUACAAGUUAAGCUCAGCUCUGAAAAAAAAGAAACUAAGAAAAUGAAGAUUACGUUUGGAGAAUAUGACCACAAGACCGUUGAAGGCUGUUACUUCAAAGCAUCAAUAGUAUGUAGUAUACAGGAGACUAAGCAGACAGCAAUGGAUGAGGACAAUUUUCGACUCAUCAAACCUGACCUCCAAUUGAAGUCACCAAGUGAGGUAAAGGUCGGAUCAACUUUCAGAGUCGAGAUAUCAUUUGACAAUCCUCUCUCCAAGAACCUGACAGAUUGUUGGUUGGAAAUAGAGGGGCCAGGGCUACAGAACCCUUUGACCAAUAGACAAAGUCCUGUACAAGCCAAGCAGACCUACAACUUUGUCAUGGACUUUACUGCUACCAAACCAGGCACCAGAACCAUCAUCGCUAACUUUGACUCCAAGGAGCUGGUGGACAUAUCUGGAAGCUGUGAAAUAGAGGUCAAAGAUGAAUGAGUUGUAAAGGAAAGGAGUCAAAGAUUUUCAACUGGUGACUGUUGAUAGCAAUCCUGGGAGAAAAACUUGUUUUUACCCUGUGAAUAUUAUCGACAGCAAUCGUAGGAGAAAAGUGUGUGUUUUAUGUUGGCAAUAUAGACAGUGAUCAUUGGAGAAAUGCACGUUUUGACCUUGUGAGGUCCCAGGACAAUAAUGUAUCACCUGUGAAGUUGAUCCCUGGUUUUGUGUCUAACUUCUGAUACUCCAACAAUGGUGGACUUAGUAUAAUUAGCUUGUGUUACUAUUGCUUGCCUGAAAUAUUGCUGUGUAUUGUUCACCAUAUCAUUAUAUAAUAAAUUUAUACUUUGCUUGACUUACAGAAUCAGCAGAAUUUAAUUUUCUUGAUACAUUGCUUGACUUACAGAAUCAGCAGAAUUUAAUUUUCUUGAUACAUUG